Aspergillus pseudotamarii is the source of this 408-nucleotide messenger RNA. RefSeq names its product membrane bound transporter. The coding region runs from base 1 to 408 and encodes 135 amino acids. The record is from RefSeq and is a predicted model, not a curated record. NCBI's taxonomy places the organism in Eukaryota, Fungi, Ascomycota, Eurotiomycetes, Eurotiales, Aspergillaceae. The transcript has a single exon.
AUGCAAGCAACGCAGCUCGUCGCUUUCUGGAAAUACUGGAUGUAUUGGCUCAACCCCGUGACGUAUCUGGUUGGGAGUAUCCUCACGUUCACUAUUUUCGACGUUAAUAUUGUUUGCUCGGGGGAAGAGCUUGCUGUGUUUGAUCCCCCCGCCAAUAUGACUUGCAGUGACUACCUUGCAGCGUUUCUUCGCGAAACGGGCGCCAAUCUGGUUAACCCAGACGACUCUGCGGACUGUCGGGCAUGUCAGUAUACAAAGGGUAGCGACUACCUCCGCACUAUUAAUUUAAACGAUUGGUACUACGGAUGGAGAGCCGCUGCGAUCAUUGUUCUUUUCGUCCUUAGUUCCUUCAGUCUUUUGUAUGUGUUCAUGAACCUGAAGACAAAAACCUCCAAGAGAGCAGAGUGA